AUGGACGACGACAAGAUCGAUAGUAGAGGAAAGCCCCCACGAACUCCUCCUAAAAACAAACCAAACCUAAUGGCCCCGCCCCCACGUCGUCAACUUCUUCUACUCCACCUUCUCCUCUUCCUCUCUCUUCCACUUCUCCGGAUGGGUUCCGUCGCCGCCGCCGUCCCCGAAGGCGAUCGCGACCCCGAGGAGGGCGCCCGCGCGCUCCUCGCGCUGCUGCAGCGGGUACAGUCGGAGGCGCUGCGCGCGCUGGGCCCGCGCGACUUCGACCCCAAGCUCUACGUGGACCUGCCGCUGGCGCCGGGCGCCGACCUUGCCGCCGCCUCGGCCGCGCUGGCGUCCGUGGCCACGCGGGAGGAGAUGGAGGCGUACCUCGCGCGGUACUUCGCGGCGGCCGGGUCCGACCUGCUGGCGGCCGACCCGCCGGACUUCGACCCCGAGCCGCGCGGGUUCCUGCCGCGCGUCGCGGCCGGCGGCGAGGCGCGGGCGUGGGCGCUGCAGGUGCACGCGCUCUGGAAGGACCUGGCGCGGCGGGUGGCGCCGGCCGUGGCCGCGCGGCCCGGCAGGCACACGCUGCUGCCGCUGCCGGGCAGGGUCGUCGUGCCGGGCGCCAGGUUCCGGGAGGUCUACUACUGGGACUCCUACUGGGUCGUCAGAGGCUUGCUGGUGAGCAAAAUGUAUGAAACGGCAAAAGAUAUCGUGCUUAACCUUGUAUACCUUGUGGAGGAAUAUGGUUUUGUUCUCAACGGUGCAAGAUCGUAUUACACUAAUCGAAGCCAACCGCCACUUUUAAGCUCGAUGGUUUUAGAACUAUACACGGCCACAGGUGAUUUGGGCCUUGUGAGGAGAGUAUUCCCCUCUCUGAUGAAAGAGCAUAGCUUCUGGGUAUCAGAGCUUCACAACGUAGCAAUAAUGGACAAUAAUGGAUGUGUGCAUAACUUGAGUCGCUACCAGGCUAUGUGGAACAAACCUAGGCCAGAAAGUGCAACAAUUGAUGAGGAACUGGCCUCAAAGCUUAAUUCUAUAACCGCUAAGGAAAAAUUAUACCACCAGAUUGCUUCAGCAGCUGAAACGGGAUGGGAUUUCAGCUCUCGAUGGAUGAGCGAUCCAACUGACAUGACAACCUUGGUAACGACUUUCAUCAUACCGGUGGACUUGAACACAUUCAUAUGCAAGAUGGAACGGGACAUAGCGGUGUUUGCUGAACUCAUUGGAGAGAAGGCAACGGCAGAAAUUUUCUCAGAGGCUUCAAAAUCGCGGCAUACGGCAAUCGAGACUAUUUUGUGGAAUUCUGAGAUGGAACAGUGGCUUGAUUACUGGCUUCCCCUCGAUGGAAACCAGGGAGUCUACAAGUGGGAAUCGAAGUCACAGAACCAUAACAUUUUUGCUUCUAACUUCGUACCCUUGUGGUUGAAUGCACAUAAUUCAGGUUUGAUGCCGUUCCUGGAUGAAGCCAAAUCGGUGAGAGUCAUGAGAAGCCUCCAGACAUCAGGACUGGUCUAUCCUGCAGGAAUAGCAACUUCAGUAUCAAACACAGGGCAACAAUGGGACUUUCCAAAUGGGUGGGCACCAUUGCAGCAUCUGAUAACCGAGGGAUUGCUGAACUCUGGUUCGACAGAAGCAAAGAAGUUUGCUGAGGAUAUUGCUACGAGGUGGGUGAGAACCAACUAUGCGGCCUACAAGUCAACUGGCGCGAUGCAUGAGAAGUACGACGUGGAGGCCUGUGGUAAAUCUGGAGGAGGCGGUGAAUACAAACCCCAGACUGGUUUUGGUUGGUCCAAUGGUGUAUUAUUGUCGUUCUUGGAAGAGUUUGGGUGGUCCCAGGACAAAGAAAUAGGAUGUCUAUCAUGAUGGAUCAAGCAAGCAGCCUUUUCAGAAGCAGAAUGUGUCUAGGCAUGCAGGUUUAUAGGGCGAUUGUUUUUUACUGAAAGUGCCCUUCUUCUAAGCUUUCUUGAGAAAUUAUAGAGAAAUGUGUGUGUGUAUUCAUUUUCAUACAAAUUGGCAAUGCAGUCUGUUUUCUUACUUGAUCUUCCAUGUAUGUAACUAACCGUUGCGUUGUACCGGUGAACUGUCCCUGAACAGUCGCCUCACCUCCCGUUGUUUACACCGUGAACGGCCUUGUAGGGCAGGAUCUUU
Molecule: messenger RNA, 2136 nt
Organism: Lolium rigidum
Lineage: Eukaryota; Viridiplantae; Streptophyta; Magnoliopsida; Poales; Poaceae
Product: probable trehalase
Biological process (GO): trehalose catabolic process
Molecular function (GO): alpha,alpha-trehalase activity
Source: RefSeq, a predicted model, not a curated record